Messenger RNA from Sitodiplosis mosellana (orange wheat blossom midge), 597 nucleotides. Its product is annotated as phospholipase A2-like. NCBI's taxonomy places the organism in Eukaryota, Metazoa, Arthropoda, Insecta, Diptera, Cecidomyiidae. The transcript is spliced from 3 exons. The coding region runs from base 1 to 597 and encodes 198 amino acids. The record is from RefSeq and is a predicted model, not a curated record. Gene Ontology annotation, biological process: arachidonate secretion; phospholipid metabolic process.
AUGUCGUUGAAAUUGGGUGCUAUUUUAAUUUGCCUUAGUUAUUUCGCAAGUUUCGAGGCCAAAAUUCUAAUGUCAACGAGAGAAAUUGAAAAUAGCAUUGAAGAAAAUGCAAUGGAAUCAAAAGACACGGGAAGGAUAAAUUUGUCGAUGCCAGGUACCAAAUGGUGUGGCCCGGGUAAUACAGCUUCUUCGUACGAUGAUUUGGGACGACACAAAGAAGUCGAUAUGUGCUGCCGAGAUCACGAUCACUGUGACAAUAUUCCAGCUGGUGAAACCAAAUAUAAUCUAACCAACCGCGACUAUUUCACUGUCCUCGAUUGUAAUUGUGAUCAUGAGUUCCGUAAUUGUCUGAGAAAAAUCAACUCCAAAGAAUCGAAUCGCAUUGGUCGCAUGUAUUUUACACUACGAAAUCAUUGCUACCACGAUGAUAAUCCAAUUGUUCGUUGUGAUGAUUAUGAUACCGAAGUAUUUUUACAUCGUUGCAUCCACUAUGUUUUGGAUGAUUUGCAGUCAAAGCGAUAUCAAUGGUUUGACUUACCGCUUUACUACGAUCGAAAUGAGCGCGACGCCCUGGACGAUGAUGUUUAUGACUUUUAA